CUGAUUAGUAGACGAAGGCACACUGCACUUUCCACCACAGCCCUGCUCUCAUCACUCGAUCCCAGCGACGACGCCGCCCAACGAUCGAAGCAGACCGACAGCAGAUGCAGCCCUCGCCGCACCACCAUACUGCCACGACCCCUACGUCUGGAAGCUCCUUAUCAUCACCAUGACAAGCUCGAGCGACACUGUUCCGGACGAUCACUACAGGAUUACUUACGAAGAGGUGCACGUCCAUAUAUGCAAUGCAGCCCGCAAGAUCAAGCAGGACUUUGAUCCCGACGUGAUUCUCGCCAUCGCAGGCGGCGGUCUCUUUCCUGCUCGCGUUCUUCGCACAUUUCUCAAGCGGCCAUCCCGAUUGGAUCCGACAAAGCUGCGAAACGUGCCCAUCAACGUUGUGUCUUUGGCGCUGUACGAAGAAAUCGCCAACUCAUCCGCAGGUGCUCUGGGACGAGAGGUGCUGAGGACGCAGUGGCUGGAUGCGAAGGCGAUCAGAGGACAGAAGGAGGGAGGCGCUGCAGAGGAAGGCAAGGGCGAAGGGCUGCUCGGGAAGCGCAUCCUGAUCGUGGAUGAGGUGGAUGACAGCAGAACGACGCUGCAGUAUGCGUACAACGAGCUGCUCAAGGAUGUUCGCAAAGAGAUCAAAAGCUUGUCACCUCAAGAGCGAGCCGCGCUCCCGCCUACGCGAUUUGGGAUUUUUGUAGUGAACAACAAGCUACGACAGAAGCGUGGCGUACUGCCAAUCUAUCCUGAAGGCACUUCCACAGAGAAUGAACCGUUAGAUGACGCGCAGGAUGGAGACAAAGUUGGCAAAGGGUGCUUCUACUGGGCUGCAGAGACCACGGGAGAUGUGUGGAUCGACUAUCCUUGGGAACAAGACGACAUCAUAGAGCAUAAUAGAUUGGCGGCUGUAGCUAAGAAGCUGGGAGUAAACCAGCCAGUUGGGGUGCUCCAGGCAGCUGCUUCUGCGUCGGCGUGAAUUUCGAUUAUAUCAAGCACGGCAACAUCGACCCUUGCGUUCUUGCGCCUAGGCCACGAUCGACGUUCAAUCGCCAGCUCCUGCCAAGUCUUCCUUGGCUCAUAAGUGCGCGCAACUCUCAAUUCUGGAGGCAGUCAGAACAGGGUGUUCACGCAGCGUGCCGUGAGCCAUAGAGUGUCGUGAGCGUCCAGAGUCCUCUCCCGUGACCGAGCGUAUUGUGAGU
This is a messenger RNA of Ceraceosorus guamensis, 1202 nucleotides long. RefSeq names its product PRTase-like protein. The record is from RefSeq and is a predicted model, not a curated record. NCBI's taxonomy places the organism in Eukaryota, Fungi, Basidiomycota, Exobasidiomycetes, Ceraceosorales, Ceraceosoraceae. Gene Ontology annotation, molecular function: hypoxanthine phosphoribosyltransferase activity. Bases 170 to 979 code for a protein of 269 amino acids. Gene Ontology annotation, biological process: IMP salvage; hypoxanthine metabolic process; XMP salvage. The transcript is spliced from 8 exons. Gene Ontology annotation, cellular component: cytoplasm.